AUGAGUCUACCUUCCGAUCUCAAAGACUUGUACCUGAAACUGUUAAAGGAUUUGCAGGAUUCCCUGUCCUCCAAACAACAGCAACUCAGCUUGACAUACCAAAAGGCCCAUAAAAACUUACAGCAAGCAGAGGGGGUGUUCUACUACAUUAGGGACUUGAAGAAAGUCAAGGGGAUUGGUGAUACGAUCAUAAAACGCUUGGAAGCUAAGUUAAACGAGCAUUGCAAACAGUUGAACAUCGAACCACCACCUGCGAGCAAGCCCAAGGAAACAAGCUCCAAAACGAAAAGAAGCAGAACUCAACUGAGGACAGAUGAUACCGAGCAAGAUGGGCAAAAGAAAAAGCCGAAAAGAAGAUACAUCCCGAAGAGACGAUCCGGAGGCUACGCGAUCAUGCUUGCCUUGCUGGAACUGAGAGCAGUUAAUCGCGCAGUCUCCAAAGAGGAUAUAAUAGAUGUUGGUCAGAAGUACAGUGACUCAAGUAUGGUUCCCAACCAUUCUACAAAGGAAUUCUACGGCGCUUGGUCUUCCAUUGCUUCCUUGAAAAAUCAUAACCUGGUGGAAGAGGAGGGCAGACCCAAGAGAUACUUUCUAACUGAUCCUGGGGUUGAGCUGGCAAAAAUGCUACAGGCUGCCGAUGACAUUGCCAUGAAGAAAAUUGACGAGGGGACGACUACCAAGGGGAAAGAUUCCUUUUUUGAAGAACCUGAAGAGACUGCCAACCUGAGUGACCUUAUUAAGGCUCAUAGUCAAAUACAGAUAAAGAAUCGAGACAAAAGUAGUAUGUCGUUUCUGGAUACCACUUUCCAAACCACUAGUACACCGAGAGGCUCCAAAUUAGCGGCACCAUCGGUAAGUUCAAAUACUGAUUUGAGAGAGGCGGAAAACGAACUGUUCUCGUCGUCGCAUGAAAGGAACCCACGUAAAAAAUUCGAGGGGGUGAGUUAUGAACUUUGGACAAAGGACUCAUACGAGAUAUACCCAAUUGUUGAUCGUCGCGAAAUAAAAUCUCAAACUGACCGUGACUUCUUCGCGAAAGCUCUGGCACGGAAGGGCCUGAAGACAGAUAUACGACAACUCUCUCUAGGUGACAUUAUUUGGGUGGCUAAAAACAAGAAAACUGGAUGCCUAUGCAUUUUGAAUACUAUUAUUGAAAGGAAAAGAUUAGAUGACCUGGCCCUCAGUAUUCGCGACAAUAGGUUCAUGGAGCAGAAGAACCGUUUGGAGAAUUCUGGUUGCGCUCACAAGUACUAUUUGAUCGAAGAGACAAUGGGUGGUUCUGUAGGGAAUAUGGGCGAAGCGUUAAGGACAUCACUUUGGGUAAUAUUGACUUACUAUAUGUUUGGCGUUAUACGAACAGCAAAUUCCGAACAAACGGUAGAAAAAUUGAAUGCCCUACACUGUGUCAUCGAGCGGUUUUAUGCUGAUAAAGAAUUAUUAGUAAUUUUCCCUAAGACAGUUAACAAUAAGGUGGAGUACAAACAACUGCUGACGAGAUUCCAGCUAGAAUUCAGCAAAAAAUCGAACAUAGAAUGCUGCCACACAUUUGAAUGUUUUCAGGAAAUUAUGAGCAAGAACGAACUGAGAACCGUAGCGGAACUGACAAUACAGAUUUUGCUGUACGUCAAGGGUGUGUCACUUGAGAAAGCCAUCGCCAUCCAGUCAGUUUUUCCGACAUUGAAUCAUCUGCUCACAGCGUACCGUAACUGCAAGUCUGAGCUAGAGGCGAAAAAACUGCUCUAUCAUAAACUCGGCAACAUCCCAGGAAACAAAAAGAUCACCAAAAAUCUAUCAGAAAGGAUCGCAGAUGUUUUUUCAACCAUAUAG
Huiozyma naganishii CBS 8797 is the source of this 1827-nucleotide messenger RNA. It is a transcript of the gene MUS81, whose product is annotated as Mus81p. Gene Ontology annotation, biological process: mitotic intra-S DNA damage checkpoint signaling; double-strand break repair via break-induced replication; DNA catabolic process. The coding region runs from base 1 to 1827 and encodes 608 amino acids. The record is from RefSeq and is a predicted model, not a curated record. The transcript has a single exon. Gene Ontology annotation, molecular function: DNA binding; crossover junction DNA endonuclease activity; 3'-flap endonuclease activity. NCBI's taxonomy places the organism in Eukaryota, Fungi, Ascomycota, Saccharomycetes, Saccharomycetales, Saccharomycetaceae. Gene Ontology annotation, cellular component: nucleus; Holliday junction resolvase complex.